UCGUGCUUGCGCAUCUCGCACGCCCGCCAGCGCCACCGCAGACCGCGCUGCGCCCUCGUCGCACGCCGCAGCCCCAUUGCUGGCUCGCCUCAACUCCACUCCACUCCCGCCCCCUUUGCUCCGCUAGCCCAGCAUGGCGACGCGCAAGAAGGUCCUGCUCAAGGUCAUUAUCCUGGGCGACUCAGGCGUCGGCAAGACAUCCUUGAUGAACCAAUACGUCAACAAGCGCUUCAGCAGCGCGUACAAGGCGACGAUUGGCGCAGACUUCCUGACGCGCGAAGUGCUUGUCGACGACCGGCUCGUGACGAUGCAGCUCUGGGACACGGCCGGCCAAGAGCGAUUCCAGUCUCUCGGCGUGGCCUUCUACCGCGGCGCAGACUGCUGCGUGCUGGUGUACGACGUCAACAGCGCACGCAGCUUCGAGACGCUCGACAGCUGGCGCGACGAGUUCCUCAUCCAGGCGGGCCCGCAUGAUGCCGAGCACUUCCCGUUCGUCGUGCUGGGCAACAAGAUUGAUGUGGAGGAGAGCAAGCGGAUGGUCUCGCAGAAGCGCGCCAUGACGUGGUGCCAGGCCAAGGGCAACAUUCCGUACUUUGAGACGAGCUCAAAGGAGGCCAUCAACGUCGAGCAGGCGUUCCAGACGAUUGCGCGCAACGCGCUGCAGCAGGAGGCCGAGGCGGAACUGUACUCGGAGGCGCCGGAUCCGAUCAGAAUCGACGGCGACUACCAGCAGAGCGGCUGCAACUGCUAGGGCGUUACGCCGUUUGUGCGGUUGCCAUGCUUUGCGCUCGUCCCAGCUCCGGCUCGCUCUCUUCUCUCACACUCUCUCUCGCGACUCGCAUUCACAAUCACAUCUCGCCUCGUAUAUACACCCCCACACCGCCUCUCUCGUGCUGUCCGUCGAUCCGCGCGCGCGCGCCCCGCUGCCUCCCUCAAUACUCUCGCCGGGCCACACCCUCCUUUCGUUCGUGUGCUUCACAUGACGCCGCUCGAGCGAAAUGCCAUGCACAUCAUUCCCCUUUAU
Molecule: messenger RNA, 1024 nt
Organism: Tilletiopsis washingtonensis
Lineage: Eukaryota; Fungi; Basidiomycota; Exobasidiomycetes; Entylomatales
Exons: 8
Coding region: 134-751 (205 amino acids)
Biological process (GO): regulation of vacuole fusion, non-autophagic
Cellular component (GO): fungal-type vacuole membrane; phagocytic vesicle; vacuole
Molecular function (GO): GTP binding; GTPase activity
Source: RefSeq, a predicted model, not a curated record